UGAUCUCUUGUGUCUCCAAUUUCAAGAGAAUCUACGCCAAAACUACUAUGAUUUCCAACUAAUUGGUCUGUUAGUUGAGGUUGACUAUAAUGGCUCAUCUUCCUAAACAAGUUGGGGUUUCGUUAUGUCUGAUGAUUCUAAUUUUAUCAUCACAAAGUUGCUUCUCAUGGGGCUGGUGGAUCUUUGGUUCCAGCAACAAUAAUGCCGGCCGGGAACAAACCCAAUGCAGAUCUUCCUCGCCAAACCAUUAUUAUUCUUCUGAAUUCUCCAUGGAGCCUUUCGAUAGCGGGCGAGGGUUGAAAUUAGUAGAAGCUGCGGAGGAGAAGAUGUUGGCCCCUAAUUCUUGCUGGAGAAGGGCUUAUCAGAGCAUGUUUGCUGAGUGUUCUAAGGUUCUUUCCGACGAGGAACUCAAAUCCAGACUUGCUUGGCAUCUCACUGAUUGUUUCCAGCACCACUCUGGAAGGCCUCCCCUCCCUCGCUGUGAUGCAGGGUCUGCCAUGUCUAAGUGUUUGAAGAACUUGGAUGAUUCUGCCCACAGAACUUAUCUCGAAUUCUUCCUCCAGACUGACUCUAUCUGUCAUCAGUUGCAGAUGCAUGCAUUUAGGCAUGACACAGAGAGGCUGGUGAAUGAGUUGAAGAACACUGCAGAGAAUGUUUGGGAGAAGCUAGGGGACAUUGGGGAGAAAGAGGAUGAUAUACUGCAAACUUCAGCAAAAAUUCAUGACUCUUUGGCCUCGGUUGAUUACCGGACUCAGGAUCUGGAAAGGGCUUCAAAGAAUGUCGAAGCUCGUGUGAAUGAGGUGUUGAGGCAUUCAGAAUCGAUCCAUGAACAAUCCCUGGGAAUUUCUGAGUCCCAGAAGGAGCUAACUGAGGGGCAGGCAAAGAUGAAGGAGAAAUUAGCAGAGGGAAUUGCAAUGGUUCAACAGUCUUAUACUAGUUUGGAUAAAGAGAUGAAUGAGUUGAAGAAUGAGGCUGAGGAAAUAGAGAAGGAGAUUGGGAAAGUUGGAGAGGAAAUGUUUUCAAAGAUGAGAACACUUCAAGGCAAAGCUGAUGAUAUUGAGAACAUUGCAGGGGUUUCUUUGGAUAAACAGAAAGAGCUCUUGAAUGGCCAGUCUGCUGCUCUUGAAGGUAUUCGAAUUCUUAACACGUUUCUGAGCCAAGCACUCGAAGAAAGCAGGGGAACUCUGCAAAAAUUGGCUGAAAUCGGGCAUAAGCAGCAAGAUGAGCUUCUUAGAAGGCAAGAACAGCUGCAGCAAGCACAUGAUCAUCUUGUUGAAAAUUCGAAAACAAUAUUAGCAGCUCAGGAAGCCUUUGAAUCGAAGCAAGCGAGCAUGUUUGUUGCCUUGGACAAGCUCUUCGCGUUGCACAACGCCAUGCUCCUUGAAUCGCGACUGAUCAAAGCUUUCUUGGUUUACUCGAUGUCGAUCUUUCUUCUCUACAUGUUCACUAGCAUGAAGCAGACUUACAAUGUGAGGCCUAGGCUUUAUAUAGGUUUGUGUGCUACAUUUGCCAUUGAAUUAGCCAUAGUUCGAUACGGGACAUACGAGAUUGAGAAGCAAUCUUGGGUUAUAGGCAUUAUCAGAUCACUGUACAUGGUUGCAGCAUCAAUUCAACUUCUGUAUGCUAUUUGGACAUACAGGGACUAUGAAAUUUUGAACCAUCAGAUGCUGCUGACAUUGAUUGAGAAAGUGAAUGGAAUACAGAAACACAAGGAGCUGCCAUGGGAAAUGGAGAGCGAUUCAGACAGCGAGGUUAACUGGUCUUUGUGGGUUGAUACCGAAUUGCCCGAUGAUGUUGAUAAACUGGAGGACCCUGACUAUAUACUUCUUGAAGAAGUUGCAGAAAACCCAGGCAUGAACAAUGCACUAACCAGGAGAUAUAACCUCCGAAAUCGCCAUAAUAGAUUAAUGUAGUCUACCAACAUUAAUUCAUUC
This is a messenger RNA of Ipomoea triloba (trilobed morning glory), 1934 nucleotides long. RefSeq names its product protein GAMETE EXPRESSED 1-like. The transcript has 6 exons. Bases 90 to 1913 code for a protein of 607 amino acids. The record is from RefSeq and is a predicted model, not a curated record. NCBI's taxonomy places the organism in Eukaryota, Viridiplantae, Streptophyta, Magnoliopsida, Solanales, Convolvulaceae.